AUGUAUACCGAUACUUUUAAAAACACAUUUGCAUUGGAUGUAUUGGAGUACCUCUCCAUUGUUAAGAUCCCAGAAGUUAACCCAAAUGACACUCAAUCCGAUAACGAUUCUUCAUCAUCUAAUUUAAGGAAGAAUGAUAUCGAUUUAGAGGUUGCUACUCAAGACAGUGCGCAGGACAGCAUUGAUUCAAAUUUAAAUAAAGAAGAAGCAAUCGUGGAAGAAAAGGAUCCAUUUCUAGUAGAUUGGAAUGGUGAUAAUGAUCCAGAUAAUCCUCAAAACUGGUCCACAAGUAAGAAAACAUUCAUGGUCAUCCAAGUCAUGUUAUUGACUUCUGUUACAUACAUGGGUUCAUCUAUUUAUACUCCUGGUCAAGAAGCUCUACAAAAGGAGUUUCAUGUUGGUCAUGUUGCUGCUACAUUAAAUCUUUCAAUAUACGUUCUAGGCUAUGGGUUAGGUCCUAUUAUGCUUUCACCAUUCUCAGAAUUCGCCCUAUUAGGUCGUCAACAUAUCUAUAUUAUAACCCUGUUUUGUUUCUGUAUGUUCCAAAUUGGUGCAGCUACAGUACAUAAUUUAGGUGGUAUGAUUGUUAUUCGUUUCUUUAGUGGUAUAUUUUGUAGUCCUGCUUUGACCACAGGUGGUGCCACAAUUUCAGAUAUAAUUAAUCCUCAGAUGGUUCCAGUUGUCAUUGGUUUAUGGAGUGUUGCUGCUGUCGCAGCUCCUGCUUUAGGUCCUCUAAUUGGUGCAGCAAUGCAAGUUGCUGAAGGUUGGAGAUGGAUCUUCUGGUUAUUACUUUGGAUGUGUGCUGCUACUUUGAUUCUUUUGAUUAUCUUCUUCCCAGAAACUCAUCAUGGUAAUAUCUUAUACCGUCGUACAAAUAGAUUAAAGAAGAUGACUGGUGAUGAUAGAUACUAUUCUAAGCAAGCUAAAAAGGAAUCCGAAUUGGAUUUGAAAAGUUUCACGUUAACUGCUCUAUACAGACCAAUUAAAAUUAUUGUUAAGGAACCAGUUGUUUUAGCAUUCGAUUGUUAUUUGGCUUUAUGUUAUGGUAUUUUCUACUUAUUUUUUGAAGCUUUCCCAAUCGUUUUCGUUGGCAUUUAUCAUUUUAGUAUGAUUGAACUUGGUUUAUCUUUCUUAGGUUUCCAAGUUGGUUGUGCUAUCGCAUAUUCCAUAUUUCUAUUCUUCCUAAUGAAAUAUUUGGUUCCUAAAUUUAAAAACAAUACAUUCCAACCAGAAGAUUUCUUAGUGCUAUCUAUGAGUGUUUGUUGGGCAUUACCAUUAGCUUUAUUCUUCUUUGGUUGGACAGCAAGUGUUCAUUGGAUCUUACCAAUUAUCUCUGAAAUCUUCUUCGUUAUCAACGUUUUCAAUUUAUUCCAAGUGACCUUUGCCUAUUUGGCUAUGGUUUAUCCAGAUCAUGUUGCUUCAGUUUACGCUGGUAACGGUCUAUGUCGUUCCGUUUUUGCAUGUGCCUUCCCAUUAUUCGGCCAAGCUAUGUUCAACAAUUUGGGUACCAAAAACUAUCCAGUUGCAUGGGGGGCUUCAUUAUUAGGUUUUGUUGCCAUUGGUAUGGCUUUUAUCCCAUUUAUCAUUUACAGAUAUGGUGCUACUUUACGUAGCAAGUCAAAAUAUACCGAUUAA
Naumovozyma castellii is the source of this 1635-nucleotide messenger RNA. It is a transcript of the gene FLR1, whose product is annotated as Flr1p. The record is from RefSeq and is a predicted model, not a curated record. The transcript has a single exon. Bases 1 to 1635 code for a protein of 544 amino acids. NCBI's taxonomy places the organism in Eukaryota, Fungi, Ascomycota, Saccharomycetes, Saccharomycetales, Saccharomycetaceae.